Molecule: messenger RNA, 945 nt
Organism: Mesocricetus auratus (golden hamster)
Lineage: Eukaryota; Metazoa; Chordata; Mammalia; Rodentia; Cricetidae
Product: vomeronasal type-1 receptor 1-like
Exons: 1
Coding region: 31-945 (304 amino acids)
Biological process (GO): G protein-coupled receptor signaling pathway
Cellular component (GO): membrane
Molecular function (GO): pheromone receptor activity
Source: RefSeq, a predicted model, not a curated record
AUCACUCCAGUCUGCCCUGAAGUCCUCUCCAUGUCUUCCCAGAGUGAAGCUCUACAAACCACUGAGGAAGUGACUCUCCAGGCACUCCUGCUUUGCCAGGCUGGGAUUGGGACUCUGGCCAACAUUCUUCUGUUGGUUCAUAAUUCAUCUCCCGUUGUUCCUGGUUCUCGAGUGAGGCCCGUACAGGUCAUUGUCACCCACGUGGCUGUGGCCAAUGCCUUAAUUCUCCUCAUCACUGCCUUUCCAAACAAAGUGAUGUUUUUUGUCCCAAGGAAACCUAAAAGUAACCUGAAAUGCAAAAUCGAGUACUUCAUCCGCCAGGUGGCUCGUAGCACAAACAUGUGCUCCACCUGUGUCCUGAGUACCUAUCAGUUUCUCACUCUUGUUCCUUGUCCUUGUGGUAGGGUGAUGCUCCGAGGGAGAGCCCCUAGUAUCCUGAGUUAUUCUUGUUACAGCUGUUGGUUCUUCAGUGUCUUAAAUAACGUCUACAUUCCAUUGAAAGUCAGUGGUUCACAGAGCACAGCCAAUGGCACUGAUAAUAGCAAGUGGGUCUGCUCCACACCUGGUUUCAGUGUAGGCAUGGUCAUCUUGCCAUUUGCCCAUCAUUCUGUGUUCAUCAGCAUCAUGGUCUGGACCAGUGUUUCCAUGGUCCUCCUCCUACAUAGACACAAAAAGAGAGUGCAGCACCUUCACACCCCAAAUCAGGACCAGAGAAUCCACCCUGAGACCAGAGCAGUCCACACCAUCCUGAUGCUGGUGGUCACCUUUGUGAGCUUUUAUGCCCUAGGCAGUAUUUGCAAUUUGUUUCACAUUUCUUUUGUGGGUUCCCCUCUCUGGCUGAGGCAUGUAGGCGAAGUUCUGAUUGCAGGCUUUCCCACCGUUUCUCCCUUGCUGUUGAUCUUUAGAGAUCGUAAAAACCCUUGCUCUGCGCUCUUCAACUGCUGA